This is a messenger RNA of Thunnus maccoyii (southern bluefin tuna), 1626 nucleotides long. It is a transcript of the gene spint2, whose product is annotated as serine peptidase inhibitor, Kunitz type, 2. Bases 176 to 1591 code for a protein of 471 amino acids. Gene Ontology annotation, molecular function: serine-type endopeptidase inhibitor activity. NCBI's taxonomy places the organism in Eukaryota, Metazoa, Chordata, Actinopteri, Scombriformes, Scombridae. The transcript is spliced from 11 exons. The record is from RefSeq and is a predicted model, not a curated record.
UUUAUCUGCGACAACAAAAAGCCACCAAACAAGGAAGUGAGUCAGAGCUCGCGCGCAGCAGAAAGACGUUUCGACCUUUUGUUGGUUAAAAAACAGUAAAAACACAAAGUUUUGAUUUUAUUUCGAUUCAUAAAGUUUCUUCUGCAGUUUGAAGUUCCUGAUCCGGUCUGAAGAAAUGCGUCUCAGGUUCUGCAUCCUCGCUGUGUGCUUCCUGGUCUGGCCUGGUCUGGCCCGGGACUGUGACUGGGACCAGUCCAUAGAUCCGGAUCAGGAUCUGGACCCGGCCUCUCUGGCUGCAGGGGCGCGGAACCUGGGCCGGAUCAUGGAGGUGUCUGACCCGGAGAGCUGCCGGGCUGCGUGCUGCGAUGAGGCGGACUGUGACCUGGCCCUGCUGGGCUUCCCGGCGGACGGAGCCCCGCAGUGCGCGCUGGUCAGCUGCGGGAGCCGCCGGGACUCGUGCGUCCUGCAGCCCAGCACGCAGUUCAAAGUUUACCGCAAGAAUGUGAAGCCGGAGCCCCGCCAGGCCGCGCCGGAGGACGACGAGAAGCCGCACAUCGUCCCGCUGCUGGGCUCCUGGGAGCCGCGGAGCAACGACACCAACAACGUCCGCUGUCGUCUGCCGAUGAAGGUGGGUGUGUGCCGUGCGGCCUUCCCAAAGUUUUACUACGAUGUGACCAAUCAGAGCUGCCGGACCUUCACGUACGGCGGCUGUGGCGCCAACGGGAACAACUUCGACUCCCAGGAGGAGUGUGAGGCCACCUGCAGCGGAGUCUCAGGUUCAGUCCUUCCUGACGAGUCGACUCCUGCUCCUCCUGAAGUUCCUGUCAAAGCUCCUCGAAUGGCUCCGGCCUUCAACUCAGAGGCGUCUCAGGAAUCUCCCAGUCCGGUCGAAUCCAAACCUGCAGAGAUCAACCUCACUGAGAAAAAAGAAAUGUUGGCUGAUGACUUCGCUGAGCUCUGUGAGGCGGCGCCUCAGGCGGGUCCCUGCAGGGCGGCGUUUCAGCACUGGUACUACAACAGCAAGACGGGCAGCUGUCAAUCAUUCAUCUAUGGAGGCUGCAGAGGAAACAAGAACAACUACAUCAACAAGGAGAGCUGUGUGGCUACAUGUACAGCAGUCACUGUGCUGCCGUCCAAGAAAGCUUCACCUGAGGACCAGGAGGAGGCAGACUACAAAGAACGCUGUGUGUCGACCCCGGACCCCGGCCCCUGCCGCGCCGCCUUCCCAAAGUUCUACUACAACUCCAACACCGCCAGCUGCCAGUCAUUCAUCUACGGCGGUUGUCACGGCAACCAGAACCGCUACAACUCCGUGGAGGACUGUAUGGCUCGCUGCAGCGGAGAAGGCUCCUUCGAGGGUCGCGGCCGAACUCGCAGCCGCUGGACUGCAGCCUUCUUCCUCUUCGUCACUCUGGCGGCCAUCUCUGCUCUCCUGCUGGCGACGCUCGUCAUCAUCACGCUGAAACGUCACAGUCUGUCCCGCCGUCCGUCCUCCGUCAGUGACAAGGAGGAGCUGCUGCCAGAUCCAGAUGAGCAGUGUUCUGUGGAGUCUCUGACCGUCCCAGAGAGCCCCAAACCGGACAAGGCCUGAGGAGAGGCCCUGGUUUCCUCCCGGGGGGGGGGGGG